Messenger RNA from Lachancea mirantina, 576 nucleotides. NCBI's taxonomy places the organism in Eukaryota, Fungi, Ascomycota, Saccharomycetes, Saccharomycetales, Saccharomycetaceae. The record is from the annotation of a GenBank genome assembly.
AUGGAGCCCCUCGUCGAGUACCGAAAGGCCGUGCAGGAGCGCCUGAACAACGCAGACGUGCUUGUCGCAAAGCUCGUCCACGAAAACGGGCUCGCUGCGCAGGAACUCGAAAACAAGCAGCAGGAGCUCGAGCUCCUGCGGUCCCGUCUCGACGAGCGCGACGACCGUCUGCGACAAGCCGACAAGGCGCGUGCCGCCGCUGUCGAGGAGCUCGACAUCGCGCGAGACCUUUUCGAGCACCUGUGCGGCGUGCGUGUACACAAGUCCUACGAGGACGACUCCGGCCUGUGGUUCGACACCUCUCAGGGCGGCAAAUGCGGCGUGAUGGACUACAAGCUGGGCUUCGUGCGCGGCGACGCGGACAAGACUGAAGUCAUCUACGUCCCGCUGCUGAAGCAGCGGUCCGCAGACGAGCUGCAGCGCCUGCAGCGGCAGCUGCCGGGCUACAUGUUCGACACCUUGAGCUUCCCGCUGGCGUCCCUGAGCCAGUUCUACAGCAAGCUGGCGCGCGGCCUCAGUCGACGCGCGAACCCCACGGGCCGCUCCGACGAGAACCGCGACGGCGCCGACAUAUGA